Molecule: messenger RNA, 2589 nt
Organism: Ricinus communis (castor bean)
Lineage: Eukaryota; Viridiplantae; Streptophyta; Magnoliopsida; Malpighiales; Euphorbiaceae
Product: sterol 3-beta-glucosyltransferase UGT80B1
Exons: 15
Coding region: 313-2319 (668 amino acids)
Biological process (GO): carbohydrate metabolic process
Molecular function (GO): UDP-glycosyltransferase activity; hexosyltransferase activity
Source: RefSeq, a predicted model, not a curated record
AACCUUUUCAAUUACAGUCUUCCUUUUGUAAAGUUUUCGUGCCUUUUGUUUCUCAAACCUGAGACAGGGAGAACUGGUAGAAACUGAAAACUCUCUCUUCUAAUCAUCAUCAUCACCACCACCGCCCCUUCUCUUCAACUUCAACGUUGCUGGUUAUCCAAUUCUUUCAACUCUCAAUCUUUGACUCAUUUUUUUAAACUAACUCUACACAGAAACCCCUUUAAACCCCUCUCACAUACUUCUUGCUUUCUGCUCAUUUUUAACCUUCCAAUUCGCUUAUGAUUAGUGUUGUUGGACUCUGGAUUUGAUGAAAUGGGGAGUAAUGGAGUAGAUCAUCCAUUGAAGAACUCAGAAGAGGAAGGAAUCAGCAGCAACCAGGAACUGGAAAAGAGCUUCCACCAGACUGGUGGUGUUGAAGGGUCAGUGACAUUAGAGUUUGUUUCUUUAGAUGAAGAAUUUGAAGCAGGUCCUCUUCAAGAAACACCAACACAGGAGACAGAUUUGGGAAAUACAAGAGCUGAUCCCCUUCAUGAAACAAGAAAACAGGAGGAAAAUUCGGGGCAGCGUCCAUCAGUUCUAGAGAUUUUUCAAUCAAAAGAAUUGAACAUUACCUCUUCCCCUAGACGAGGUUUGGAUCACUGCACCACCGCCCCUGUUCGCGCCCAUAGACAUCCUCUUCUUGAUGACCAUGAUAACAUCAUAUUCUAUAGAUCCAUGACAGAGAAGAAGACCUCAAAGCAUGAGCUAAAAUUGGAUAGACUAUCAGAAAAUGAAAAGCAAAAACUAAUUAUUGAGCUAGUCAAGAUUCAAAAUGAUGGAACAGUGGAAGUUGAUAUAGAAAAAAGUGCACCCGUUGCUUCUGAAUUGCUAGAGCUUUCCUCUGUUGAAGGGGCAUCCUUCUAUGUUGAUGAUAACUCUCUUAGUCCUUCCAAUAAAUCAAUUCCAAGGUUAAAAAUUGCCAUUCUUGUGGUUGGAACAAGAGGAGAUGUACAGCCUUUUCUAGCUAUGGCCAAGAGACUUCAGGAAUUUGGUCAUCAUGUUAGGUUGGCAACUCAUGCUAACUUCAGAAGCUUUGUAAGGUCAGCUGGUGUAGAGUUUUAUCCCUUGGGUGGUGACCCUCGGGUUUUGGCAGGAUAUAUGGCCAGAAAUAAAGGUCUCAUCCCAUCUGGACCAGGAGAAAUAAGCAUCCAAAGGAAGCAGCUGAAAGCCAUAAUUGAGUCUCUUCUUCCAGCAUGCACAGAACCAGAUAUGGAAACUGGUGUGCCUUUUAGAGCCCAGGCAAUUAUUGCAAACCCACCUGCUUAUGGACAUGUACAUGUUGCUGAAGCACUUGGGGUACCGAUUCACAUUUUCUUCACAAUGCCUUGGACGCCGACUUAUGAAUUUCCUCAUCCUCUAGCACGUGUACCACAAAGUGCUGGCUAUUGGCUCUCUUACAUUGUUGUGGAUUUACUUAUAUGGUGGGGAAUAAGAGGACAUAUAAAUAGCUUUAGGAAAAAAAAGCUGAAGCUUCCCCCAAUUGCAUACUUCAGUAUGUAUCGUGGAUCAGUAUCUCACUUGCCAACAGGUUAUUUGUGGAGUCCCCAUCUUGUUCCAAAGCCAAGUGAUUGGGGACCUAUAGUGGAUGUUGUUGGUUAUUGUUUCUUAAACCUUGGGUCAGAAUAUCAGCCUAAAGAACAAUUUAAUGAAUGGAUUCAGAAAGGAACAAAACCCAUAUAUAUUGGAUUUGGGAGUAUGCCUCUUGAAGAUCCCAAGAAAACUACAGACAUGAUAUUGGAGGCCUUGAAGGACACUGGACAAAGAGGAAUAAUUGACCGAGGAUGGGGAGAUUUAGGGAACCUUAUGGAAGUUCCUGAGAAUGUCUUCCUUUUGGAGGAUUGCCCCCACGACUGGUUAUUUCCUCAAUGUGCUGCUGUCGUUCAUCACGGUGGUGCAGGAACCACAGCUACAGGACUGAAAGCUGGGUGCCCAACAACCAUUGUGCCAUUCUUUGGAGAUCAGUUCUUUUGGGGUGACAUAGUACAUAAGCAAGGGCUGGGACCCGCACCAAUACCAAUAGCUCAACUCAAUGUUGAGAGCCUUUCAGAUGCAAUAAGGUUCAUGCUCCAGCCAGAGGUGAAAUCACGAGCAAUGGAACUAGCAAAGUUGAUAGAAAAUGAAGACGGUGUUGCAGCUGCCGUUAACGCAUUUCACCGGCAUUUGCCUCCUGAGCUACCUUUGCCUGCUGCUUCUUCAGAUGAAGAUGAAGGACAUCCCAACUCUAUACAAUGGUUUUUCAUUCAGCUUAACAGGUGGUGCUGCCUUCCUUGCCGUGUGUAGGCUUCUUUGUUGUACCGCUGAGGAUUGUAUAGAUUGAUUCUUUUUUUAUUAUAUUCACAGGCUGAUUUUUGUCAUUACUUUAUAAUAUGAUUCAUUCAUUCCAUUGAAGGGUUAUACUGUGUGGUGUGUAGCAGUUGCAGUUCAAGCUUCAGAUAUGAGGAUAGGUUAAAUAUUUUUGUAACAGUCUUAGGCUUUGUUUGGGGUUAAAUAUUUGUAACAGUGACCUCAUAAAAAUUGAAUGCCAAUAAGCUUAGUUUAUGGAUUGGUUAA